AUGUCUGAAACAGCCUCAUUUGUGGACCCUGUCUAUCUAGCACGCUUCGGUCUCUUUCGAGCCAAUGUGCUGAACUAUUUCCUACAUCCUCUGAAUCCUUUUCGCACUCAAGUCAACACAUCAAAUGAAUAUCUCGAAAUGCAGCAAGUAACGAUUGGUCUGCUUAUGCAAAUAGGAAUCCCAAAUGCCAACAGUGGUGGCAUGUGUGUUCCAUUGCCUCCAAAGGCCGCAGAAGAAGAAUAUGCGCGAGCAUUAUCAAGACUGACGGGAGAGCAAUACGAACUCAUGCCUCCGGUGGACCCGCAACAAUACGCACAACCAUCACCGCUCUAUACGAUACGGCAUGUCUUGCGAAAAAACCCUAGCAGCGUCAAGGUUUUGGGAAUAUACUAUGUAGUGGAAGGUGUCAUUUACAAGUCUCCCUCGGUCCGUUCGCUGAUGAAAGCAAAUGUGACACGAACACUGGAAGGAUUGGCAGGUGCCUGUUCAGCGCUUAGUGUUUGCGCUCGAUUCCAACCAUCUAUGGGAUAUGCUUGGAAUUUCGACAAGGCAGUCGAUGAUUAUGACGACGUAGACCCAGUAGCACUCAUGAAGCUACACAAGCGGACCAAGCGACGAAAAGUUCUGGACAAUCGCAAGACUGGCGAACGAAAUGAAGCAGAAGAAGAAGGAUUGCGAGCCACCGGUGCGAUUGAUCAGAUAUUGGUCCGUCUGUCCAAGAGCAGUGUGCUGACUACUGGCUUGAGUAGUGCCCCUGGUGAUGGUGCAACGGAAACAAUAAACCCAGACAAUCAUACUACCAUUCUUGGCGGCAGCAGCAACGACGGCAAUAAUGAUGCAAACACCAAGAUUGCAGUGGCCGAACCCGCUUCCACGGAUUCACCAGCAUCUAUUCUAGGGAAGCGUGUCCGCGAUGAUGAAGUUGUCGCUGAAGGAGCAAAGCAAUAG
Molecule: messenger RNA, 948 nt
Organism: Cylindrotheca closterium
Lineage: Eukaryota; Bacillariophyta; Bacillariophyceae; Bacillariales; Bacillariaceae
Source: the annotation of a GenBank genome assembly